Molecule: messenger RNA, 1575 nt
Organism: Colletotrichum fioriniae
Lineage: Eukaryota; Fungi; Ascomycota; Sordariomycetes; Glomerellales; Glomerellaceae
Source: RefSeq, a predicted model, not a curated record
AUGAGGCAGGGCAUUCUUUCCACGCUCGCGCUAGCGUCCAUCGCCGCGACGGAGUAUGUUUGGCCUUCUCAGUACGAUGAGCUCGAGGAUCAUCUCUCUCUCCAGUCCGGAUACCUUCGAAGAGGCUUCAUCGAUGGCCGCCAGAACUCUGCUGAAUGGAUCCGCGCCGCUUUCCACGACAUGGCUACGCACGAUGCUGCCGCUGGCACUGGUGGCUUGGACGCGUCCAUCUUCUUCGAGUUGGACCGCCCGGAGAACAUCGGAGGCGCCUUCAACAACACCUUCGGAUUUUUCAGCAGCUUCCACUCCAUCCGCGCCUCUGCCUCUGAUUUGUUGGCCAUGAGUGUCCUCGUCGCCAGCUUUGCCUGCGGCGGGAUCCAAAUCCCGUUCCGAGCCGGCCGUAUUGACGCUCAAGAGGCCGGCCCUGCCGGUGUCCCGGAGCCUCAGACCGAUCUCAACACUACCCAGCAGGCUUUCACCAAGGCAGGCUUCUCUCAGAGCGACAUGAUUGCCAUGGUUGCAUGCGGUCAUACUCUUGGAGGUGUACACAGCAUGGACUUCCCCGAGAUCGUCGGCGUCGCGGCGGACCCCAAUAACGACACCGUAGCGCACUUCGAUACCGAAUUUGCAAAGUUCGACAACGUCGUCGUGACUGAAUAUCUGGAUGGCACAACCAAGAACCCUCUGGUUGUUGGCACAAACGAUACCCUCAACUCAGACAAGCGUAUCUUCGCUGCAGAUGGAAACAAGACGAUGCAAGCCAUGGCCGACCCUGACGCUUUCCAGGCUACCUGCGCCGAUAUCUUCAGUCGUAUGAUUGAUACUGUCCCCGCCAACGUUAAGCUCAGCGACCCCAUCGUAGCCACAGACAUUAAGCCUUACAUCAGCGGGCUCUUCCUCAAGGACGACGGCAACCUGUCCUUCGGCGGCCGCAUUCGCAUCCGCACCACCGCGGUCACUGGCCGGGAUCCUAAUGAUCUCUCGGUUCAGCUGACGUACGCUGACCGCAACGGCAACGGAUCAACCGUCAUUACUACCCGUAAGGCGACCUUCCAAGGUGGUAGCGCCUCUGGCUUAUGGAGGGAGAGCUUCUACUGGUGGGAGUUCGACACCGUAAUCAGCCCUGACACGGGCAUCAGCAAGUUCUACAUCCACGUUACGAAGCCGUCAACCAACGAGACCAUCACGUACGAUAACGCUGGCAACGGAUAUCCCAUGAGCGAUGUCCUCCUGUACCAGCAGUCUAAGUCCUGCAUUGGAAAUGUCGCGGAUGGAAAGCUGCCGGUCACAGUCAAGGCUCUUGUUCGCAAGGACCGUGUGCCCGCCACUGCUGAUGGCCUGACUAUGGAUCUGGUUCACGAGGUCCGCAGGCAGGGGGUGAUUGUUCCUAGGCUUGACGUCGAAAAGAUCAACUUCCAAGCCACUGAAGAAGAUCAAGGCCAGUGGUCGGUCUACACAGCCAGUGGAAGCGUCGAUGCUGAUGGAUGGAAUACCAGCUUUGAUAUCAAGUUGGGUGGCGAGGACCCCACCGAAGUUGCGUUUCAAAAGACCGGAGCUCUAAGUUCCUGCAGCUAG